This is a messenger RNA of Meloidogyne enterolobii, 1545 nucleotides long. NCBI's taxonomy places the organism in Eukaryota, Metazoa, Nematoda, Chromadorea, Rhabditida, Meloidogynidae. The record is from the annotation of a GenBank genome assembly.
AAAAUGAACACAACAAAUUCAAUAGAAAUGGGUGUUUAUUCAACAAUGCCAGAAUCAGAAAUUAACCUCGACGGCAGCGAAGAAAUCAUUGAAACCCAAUAUGGACCCAUUAAAGUAAUCAUUUAUGGCGACAAAAAUGGCCUUCCUCUAGUAACUUUUCAUGACAUUGGAAUGAAUUCUGAUAUGAAUUUUAACAAUUUUUUUACUUUUUUGACGCCUUCAAAGUUGAUGAAACGCUUUUGUGUUUACAAUAUUAAUGCGCCUGGACAAGAAUUUGGGGCUAGCAAAUUGGCUGGGGACUUUACUUUUCCAACUAUGGAAGGACUGGCGAGCAUUGUAGACGACGUUGUUUCUCAUUUUGGGAUAAAAUCCUUCAUUGGACUUGGAUCUGGUGCCGGUACGAAUGUAUUGAUGCGAUAUGCUACAAAACAUCCAUCUAUUGUUGAUGCACUAGUUUUAAUUAAUCCAAUUUCUCAAAAGGCAGGGUGGAUUGAAUGGUUUUACCAAAAGUUAAAUUUAAAUAAUCUUCGAAAUGGGAAGAUGUCUCAAUUUACUGUGGAUUAUUUUAUGUGGCACUUUUUUGGAAGACGCAUUGAAGACUGCAAUCAGGACUCGUUAAAGCUUUACAAAUCUUAUUUUUAUUAUCAUCAAAAGCCUUGGAAUCUCGCUCUUUUUGUGGAGUCAUUUUUAAAUCGAGAUGAAAUCAAUUUACUCAAUUUAUCAAAAAUCCCAACCCUUGUAAUUGUUGGAAAUAAUUCUGCAUUUAUUGAUGAAUCUGUUUAUUUCAAUUCGCAAUUAGACCCGAAAAUGACUGAAUGGUUAAAGGUUUCCGACAGUUCUGGAUUAGUUUUGGAAGACAGACCUGCAGAAGUUGUCCAAGCCUUUCUUUUAUUUAUUCAAGGACAAGGAUUGUGUUAUGAUUUGGACAUUAACAAAAUUGUGUCUUCUUUAAAAGGCGAAAUGCAAAGCAUAAAUAAACCGAAUAAUCGAAUUUUGACUAUGGAAAAAAGCUUUAUUCAAAUGGACGCGUCUUUUGAUCAAUUUGGAGGUUAUGGAUGGGGAGAACAAUCUGGAGGAGGUGGAGGUGGACAAGAUUUUAACAUUCCGACACCAUUUCAAAAAAGCCACAUAACUGAUAAAAUUCCAAUCCCAGCAAUUGUUGAAGAUUUGUUGACAAUGUCUAAUGAUGAGGAAAAGUAUGUGAUUGGUGGAUAUUCGUUCAAUACGGUCAAAAUUAUGGGCAGGAUUGUGAGUGUGUUUACCGAUUCAAAUCAAUGUACUACCUACGAAAUCUGUGACGGAAUGGCUGGUGAUCAACGCGUAGCUAAACGUUUUACGGUUAUUCGUUAUGGAGGAACUGAUUUGCAACCAAAUAUGGAGCAAGUCUUUUCUGAGGGUCAGACAGUUCAGGCUGUUGGAAAACUUCGAUUGUUCAAUAACCGCCUUAGUCUUGUCAGUUUUCACAUUCGGGAUGUUUCGAUGGAAGAAGUUGAAAUUUAUAAAAUGGAGUGUAAACUUGCUAAAUAUUACUUUUCGAAGGUUUGA